Messenger RNA from Acytostelium subglobosum LB1, 1488 nucleotides. RefSeq lists its product as hypothetical. The record is from RefSeq and is a predicted model, not a curated record. NCBI's taxonomy places the organism in Eukaryota, Evosea, Eumycetozoa, Acytosteliales, Acytosteliaceae. The transcript is spliced from 2 exons. The coding region runs from base 1 to 1488 and encodes 495 amino acids.
AUGAAGUAUAACAAUAACAAUAAUAGUUCACCAUGGGAAUCACCCUGUUUGGAAUCCAACGAGGAUGAGUAUGCUUGCCAGGUACUCACAUUGUUCAAGGACAAGGACACUAGCAGUCCUCCACAAAUCGUUCCAAAGAAACAAUAUCAUCAACACCAGCACCCAUCACCUCCAACACCAACCUCAACAAAGAUUCCAACGAUCGAAUUGAUAAUGGCAUGUGGAGAACAGGCAUUCAGACGCUCGACCAACUCAAUGUCCAGUGUGCCAAACUCCUCCUCGUCGUCGUCAUCGUCGCCAACCAAGUUGAACCAGUCAUUCCCUUACGUCCCCACCCACCCCUUCCAAAGCCCAGACAAGUUCAGCGUGCACUCCCUGCUGGAAGACGAAGACGAGGAUGAUCCAUUCUCAUCCCCACACCAUGCCAUGCUCGCCACCGCCUCGCACCAAUCGCACGGCCACUCACACUCAUUGAACAACUCGCUGUCAUGUGUGCCCCGUGGACAAUCUAUUGAUGAGGAGGAUGAUGAGGUCAACAUUAUUCUGUCAUCGGCAUCAUCGACAUACUCGCGCUCAUCAUCGCCUGCCGCAAAGUCCUCUUCGAUGGACUACAACUCACACCCACGCAGCCCUCUGGCCGCGGUGGCCGGAACACCAGGCCAUCCAAACAUGUCACCCCCUGCCAAGAAGCAAAAGACCGCGUCGCCACACCGCCACCAGCCACCCGUGGUCAACCAACCAUGUAUAUUCAACAACAACUGCAUACUGUGUAAGAAGGGCAAGCCCGCCAUCUUGGAGCGCAACCCGACCUGGGCGGCCAUCAUGAAGGUUGUCUUCUACACCCUGUCCGAUGCCAUUCCCGAGAAGGCCUUCUUCUCGCUCAAGUCCGAUGUAUAUAGUUUCAUGACCUCCCAUUGGGACCAGCUAGGUCUGGACAAGAAGAAGUCAAACAACUGGCACAAACAGAUUCAAGAUAUGUUAUCACAUAGUAAGAAUGUAUUUGAGUCUGGAUCAGAUGUACUUGGCCAGAAUGGAUUCUGGCGUCUAAAGUAUAAUGUUGAUCCAUUCACCGAGUCGGCCAAGAUGUCAGACAUCCCGACCAUGGACGAAUCAUGUCCAAAUGUAAAUAAUGUACCCAAUGGAUUGUCCUCAUCAUCAUCGACAUUGCCCUCCUCCUGUAAAUCAAGUCUCUCUCCAGAGAAGUCAUCAUCCUCAUCAUCAUCAAUGUCAUCAUCAAUGUCAUCGAUCAAUCUUCACCAUCCAUACCGCAAACAACCCAAGCAACAACAGCAACAUAUGGGUCACCACAACACAUCGAUCAAGUCAUCACCACUGCCAUCUGUAGGCACUGCCAACAUAGAUUUACCAUGGGGUCUAACCAUGUCAGACAUUGACCUCCACCACUUCGCUCAGACAUCCUCUUCCUCCCAUCACAACAACAACAUGCUACCGAAAUUCAAAGACAUUGUAUCCAUCCUGAACGAAUAG